Messenger RNA from Botrytis sinoallii, 4008 nucleotides. RefSeq lists its product as uncharacterized. The coding region runs from base 1 to 4008 and encodes 1335 amino acids. The transcript is spliced from 5 exons. The record is from RefSeq and is a predicted model, not a curated record. Lineage: Eukaryota; Fungi; Ascomycota; Leotiomycetes; Helotiales; Sclerotiniaceae.
AUGUCUUACCCAGACUAUCUUGAUGACAUGGAAUCUCAACUCGCCAGCUACUUAGGCGAAGAUCCAUCGACAUUCUUUUCCAGUGAGAAUGCAACUGCGCCCGCUCCCGUAGAUUCUCUCGAAGAGUUAUCUUACGACAUGAAUGGUCAAUUCACCUGGGACGACUUCCUCAACGAAGAGGGAAUCGAAACAACCUCUCCUCCUCCCAUCACCCUGGAAUGGAAUCCAACUGAGGCAGAUUUCUACAGUAAUGAAAUUGCUGCGCCUCCAACGGUCGAUGAGACUAGCCCAGAAGAGCCAGAGCAGUCACCAAGACGAGAUGAAGAGGCUCGCACCAAUGUCGAAAGUGGUAACACCAAUGAGCAAGCGGUUGCAACACCUUCCCAGCCUGAGCCUCAGCCGGAAGAAAACACAAUCUUCCCUGACGAUGAUUCUCUUUUCGGCGGCAGCACCUCUGAAGACAUCGACGUUCCAAAAAUCAAUGAGGAACAUCAAUCCGAGGUCGUAGCACAAGGAGCUAACAGCACUUCCGAACUUGUGGCUGACACACCACAACAUGGCGACAGUGCUGCCUCCGCACCAGUUACUUCUGGUGUAGAUCUUAACAACACCGAAGCGGAUGAUGACAAUGAUUCUCUGUUUGGUGACGUCGAUGAUUCUGGUCUCGGUGACGGCUCCCAGCCUACAGAAAAUAAAUUGCCAGCAGGUGACGAUGCACCUAACGGCACUCAAGCAGAUGAUGUCGACGACCUCUUUGACUCCGCAUUUGGGGAUGAUUUUGAGGCGGAACUUGAGGCGGAACUUAAGAAAGACAGUGCCAACGCUGUGGCUCCCACUAUUCCGAAGCACACUGGGCUUCACCUUCCAAAGCCUCCUCAGAAGGUGGCCAAAUCUCAGGGGUUACAUCUUCCUGACCCCCCACGUGCAAUCGCAAAUCCACAAGGAUUGCACCUCCCUGCAACUCCUCAGAAGUCGGUUGCUCCUCAAGGACUACACCUCCCCGAACCCCCACGUGUGGUGGCUAGCCCACAGGGACUAAAUCUCCCUGUUCCUCCUACUGUGGUAGCCGACCAACAGGGACUGCACCUACCAAGUCAACCUUCUGCGACAGUCAAACAGCAGAGCGGAGCCGAAAUUUCGGCUCAAGAAGAGACUGGUGAUCAAGAGGACGGCGUAGCUUCGACCAGACGCCGCAAGGUCAGAGCUAGCAGAAUUCCGAGAUCUGACAUGAGUCGACCAAAAGGUAGGGGACAAGCUGGCAAAGUUCUUACGCAACUCUCUGGACCGGCUCCUUCCAAAUUGCCAGAAACUAAACCAAGCUCAUCUUCCGGUGCUAAUGACACAGCUGAAAAAGUUACGCAUUUGCCUCGAUGGGCCUUCGGGAAGUACACCAGCUUUAGCAAACCUGUUGCUGGCAGUAAAUAUCGAAAGCCAAACAACUCGGUACAAAAUCCGAUACCAGUUGAGGAUGAGCAAGAUUCUGUGGAGCAGACCAACGAGAUAGCGAAUCCUCAAUCGCAGGAUACAGUCCAAUCAGGAAUGAAAAUGGGUCAAGAUCCAAACCAUAUUGAUGGUGAAGACUCCACUCGUCCUUACGAGAACUUCCAAAUCCCUGCCUCUGGCAAUGACAUGGAUUUUACAUUAGGCAAUAACGAACUUCUGAAUUCUCUCGGCGAAUUGAACUUUCCGCCGGUUAUUGAUGAUGCGGGUCCAGCUCCACAACUGCAGACAUAUCAGGCGCACAGUUCCGCGGCCCUGGGGAUUGCACCACCUGUCGCUCCCCAGUAUGGGGUUCCUCCUCCUCCUUCCAUGAUGGAGGAUUUCUCGCUAUAUGGAAAGCUCCAAUGGCCAGCAGCGACACCUCCAAAUAUCAUGGGGCAGAGCGGUGCAAAAAACUAUCAGCCCGCCAGUCAGCCAAUGCAGACUGGUAACUUUGAACAAGGAAGCGGGUAUGGUCUACGCGAUGACAUGGUUCAAGCCACACCUGCAGACAUUGGAGGCAGCAAUUCCACAGGACUGAACGACAAUGGUCCUAAGAAGCGUCUCAGUCACGAACGUGCUGAGUAUGGUGACCCUCGAGUCUUAAUGACAUACGACGAGUUCAAACAGAUAUUUCCACAAGAACCAACACGUGGAUGUUUUGAGGUCGCCAUCCAGAACGAGCGGGCAGCAGACGCGGCAAUAGUUGCGAGGGUAGGAGUUCCUCCACAGAGACCGACGAUCCGCAAGUCAAUAAUUUGCACCUGGAGCCAGGUGCAACAUCUGAAUCGAAUCCGUGCUGCCAAUGGCGAAAAGCUUUUUGAGCCAAAGCCAAAUGCCCACAAACGACCGGAAGCGUUUAAAGAGAGCUUGCGGAGGAAGAGACAGGAGCGUGGUGAAACCUCAGAAUCUGAGGAAUCCGACAUGGAACCAGAGGCAAAGCGAUUGAGACUCACUCAGGCGCCAAUGCAAAUGGCAAAAUCAUCUGGUGAACAUUAUGGAGAACGUAGUUCACAGAUACGUCCUAUUCAGCCUGGUAAUCCUCAAGUAUUGGCUGAUAUCCACCAGCCAGUACCACAGUCUUUCAAGAGAAAGAUGAAUACUGAGCAGUGGGAGGGUCUUGAUUCUGCGGUGCAAGAAACGGGACCAACGGCCAAGCGACCGAAACUUGCCAUUACUCCAAGCCAACAUGCUGAGCCUAUAAAUAACCAUUUAAGAAUGGACGGGUUUGAAAAGUACGUCUCAGAAAGACAGUCUGAAUACCUGAAGCUGCGUGUGACAGAGCUAAAGCAGCUUUGUAAGACUCGCGGCAUCAAACACGGCAAUUUCAAUGGUUUGUCGAAAGGCGGUUUAGUUGGUGUUCUGGUGGGACAGGAUGUCAACCGCCACCCUGUCUAUAGCCAAAUGCAUCAUCAAGCCCAGGCUAGAGUUGCAACCCGCCAGGAACGUCCAAUCCUUGGUGUUGGCAGAAUGGGUGGAAUGAACCCACCAACUGUUGCUGCAAACCGGAGUCGGCAACAACUCAGGCAACCCAAUGGAUGGGGCAUUCGUCAGGGUUCAUCAAGACCUGAAAUUGGUCCAGUCCAUGGUAUGGGCUUAAAUCAUCAUCAGCGAACCCCGACACAGUUCCCCCAUGCUGGUGACCAUAGAGCACCUGGUCCUGCACCCAUGGGAUUCGUGACAAAUUCGGGUCUUAAUAGUGGUCCAAGUUAUGGUAAUUCACGGCCAGUCAAUGUCGGACAUGCCCAGCAGCGUUACACGAAUGGUAAUGCUAGCAGAAUGGCCAAUGAUGGUGGUCAAUCACAGCCGAGUAUCAGGCAGGCCUCUCAAGGUCCCAUGAUGCAUCCCAGUGCUGCCAAUCCGUAUGCUCGAUCGCAAAUACCGGUCAGCGUCCAGAACAGUGGUUACAACAACAGCGGCAUCCAUCAAAAUAUAAAUGGAGGUCGCAAUAACCAUACCAGCGCCAACGCUCAGAUUCCAGCUUAUGGUAUCGCUGGCGAUUUUGGUGCUGGCAUCUAUCAGCCAGCAGUUGAUGACCGUCGAAGAAAACCGAGGAUCGUCGGUCAAGAAGCACCAAGCAGAGUUCCUCGAGGCAAUCAGAGGAGCGCCCCAAAGCCACCGGUGAGCUUGCCACAACCUGCGAUGAAUAAUACCGCAAGGAGUUACAGCAUCACCCAGCCGUCUAUGGCUGGCAGGGCCAGCGGCAAUAUCCAGAUGGGUCAUCAAGCAAAUACUCUUGGUGGCUCUCAAAUACCAAGGCCCGCCCACGGUGGGAACAUGGGAGGCGAUCCCCGAAGAUUCAUGCAGAAUCAUCCUCAAGGUGGCCUCUGCUCAGCCCUGUGCAAGGUCUUAGUCGGGGAGUCCAGCAACAGCAUGCUGGAGCUCAACUUUCUCGACCACCUUACCACGGUCCGCCUUGAGGUAAUCCGUCCGACAGGCAGCAUUCUGGUCCUGCGCCACCGGCUUGAGUUGCAGAUAUUGUGUAACGAAUUGACAAUAGCCAUGAGUCUUGAACAGGCUGAGAACUGA